AUGCUAUUGAUUCACCAGACGGGCAGUGUGCGUGUGGGUGAGGUGGUCAGGUAUACUGUAACGUACACACCGGCAGCCGACACCGCCAGUCCCAUCCCAGGGGAAUUAUUUGUAAAAGUUAAGAAUACAUCCGCAAUUCCCCUCCGAGCUGCCUACCUUCAUGGCCCAUAUACCCUCUAUACGUCUUGCUAUCCAUCCACAUUCGACCCAAACGUCAAACUCGAUCAGCAAGCCACCGAAGGUAUUCCGCAGUUUGAACCUUAUCUCAAAGCUGGGGGCAGUUGGAGUGCCGUCAUCACCGUGCCUCGACGUCUUCGUCAAAAACAAGAGGUCGCAUCUACUGAGCCCGGAAGUCACCAGAAAGUAACGUGGAUCAUAGAGAUAUUAUCCCAAGUAAUAUUUUCGAGUACUGCAUCCGUCAACUUUGAGCUUUUGGUGGGCCGCGACCAAAAAUCAGUGGAGGUGUUUUCUUCCGGUGCAGCAUCAACCACUGGGCUUCAAGCAGCCCAACUAAGUGACCACUGGUUACACAAUGCGAAAGGCAAGCAGGUGUUUGCUACAAAUGGAGUGUAUUCCAGAGCUGUAACGUUGCAGAUAGAUAAUACUGCGAGCCUCUGGAACACGCCUGCCUUUCCUUCGUCCGACAAAAGCUGCGGGGCGGAAAAGGAUAAGGGGGUAAGCGAAGACAGUCCAACAAACAAUGCUGAAGCAUCGACGAGAUCUAGCGAGCCAGUUGAUCAGUCGCAGAACAACAGGCGUAGAAAGAAAAUACAUCUCGUGGUUCUGACCCAUGGCCUACAUAGCAACCUUGGUGCAGACAUGCUUUAUCUCAAGGAGAGCAUUGAUACUGCAGCCAGAAAAGCUAAGGAACAAGCCUAUAAUGCUCGCCAGAAACAUAAAAGCGAACAGAGAAGCAACGAUGAUGAUUAUGAUGACAACGACGAUGAUGAGCAAGUCGUUGUUAGAGGAUUUCCCGGAAAUGCAGUCCGUACGGAACGCGGGAUUCAGUAUCUUGGCAAGCGUCUCGCAAAAUAUGUCUUGCUAUUGACACACCCAGACCAGCCUUGCAAUCCUUGUCACAAUGCAAAAUCAAAAACCCUACCGAAAUCUCUCGCCCUCUGGAGGAAUGCGGCGGGGGAGUCCCCUAAGGACCAUACAGCUUCUGUACCAGGGCCAACCGGAGGGGGCCAUGCCUAUCGAGUCACCAGCAUCAGCUUUAUUGGCCAUUCUCUUGGCGGGCUCAUUCAGACAUAUGCCAUUGCAUACAUCCAGAAACAUUCUCCUGAAUUCUUUGAUGUGGUUAGGCCCGUUAACUUCAUCGCCUUAGCGACUCCUUUUCUCGGCUUGAGCAAUGAAAACCCUAUGUACAUCCGCUUUGCCUUAGACUUAGGUCUGGUUGGUCGGACGGGCCAGGAUCUAGGACUCAGUUGGACAGCGCCUCGAGUGAGAAAUGGCUGGGAAGCUAUAAUUGGUGGGAAAGGCAAUCCUGCUAAAUCACAAGGUCAACCAGAUGCUGGAUCAAAACCCCUAUUGAGAAUCCUUCCCUGUGGUCCUGCACAUGAAGUUCUGGCGAAGUUUCAACACCGUACAGUCUACUCUAAUGUAGUCAAUGAUGGGAUUGUACCUUUGAGGACUUCUUGUCUCCUUUUUCUUGACUGGAGAGGAUUAGAACGAGUUGAAAAGGCACGGAGAGAAAAUGGGAUAGUUGGCACAAUGGCUGAAUGGGGGUGGGCCGAAUUGACUGGCGCAAAUUCAAAAUCGCCACGGACGGCUCGCUCUGGUACAGAGUCAGAAUGGAAGGAUACUGAAGAGGAAAUCAAUAAAGCCCACAAGCACAUACCAACAACGCAGACAACCUCGCAUAGUGUUACGACGCCUGCCAGUACCCCGAUACCUCAUCAGCCAUCGGAUCAAUCCCAACAUUCAAUUUGGCCUAAUACGACGAUAGAUGCAGCUCCAAUGGACAACCAACCUGUAACCUAUGGCCCCUUGAGCAAUCUCUUUACUAUAUUCCGGUCAAAAGAAGCUGUUAAAAUAUCCUCUGGGCACAAGCAAUCUAAGAUGCUUAAACGUAGCCAGACACUUGGCGCAUCCAGUGGUGUUAUACAGGGGCCGCCGUCUCCUUGUGCCCCUACCCAUGAAUCAUUUGUCGAUAGUCAACUGUCUGACGACCAUGGGCUUUAUGCGCCACCAAAGACUACCCUUUUUGAGUCAGCCAGUGAUCUUCUCAUGCCACCCCUUCCUCCCAUUGAAUUUAUAAUUGAUCCUACUUCAAGACCUCGGACCAUUUUCCAUGACCGGGUCUAUAGCCCUGAGGACAUACCUCCUCCCUUGACUCCCAAGAGACGAACCUUAACCUUUGGUUCUUCUCAAAGUAAGGCCUCGAAAACAGGGCCAUUUUCACCGGAUGAAUCCACGCAUCGUGACUUAAAUGAGAGCGAGAGUGGGCUCAAAGUCGAAGAGAAGAUCGCCAGAGCUUAUCAUCGAGACUUAACGUGGCGAAAAGUGCUCGUUCGUCUUGAACCAGAUGCACACAACAAUAUCAUUGUUCGACGAAUGUUUACGAACGCGUAUGGUUGGCCCGUGGUAAAGCACCUUGUUGAUACUCACUUUGGGUAUACAACUGCGGCCCAAUCUGAAGAUGAUUCUGCGAAAAGGGUAGAAAGGGCAAAGCCACUCGCAGUCCCAACAAAUAGCUUAGCUGAAGAGGUGCAAGGACAGGAGGAACCCCCUAUAGAUGAAUCGACAUCCGCACGAGAGCUCCCAGGCAGCUGA
Molecule: messenger RNA, 2775 nt
Organism: Aspergillus bombycis
Lineage: Eukaryota; Fungi; Ascomycota; Eurotiomycetes; Eurotiales; Aspergillaceae
Product: lipase ROG1 family protein
Exons: 2
Coding region: 1-2775 (924 amino acids)
Molecular function (GO): monoacylglycerol lipase activity
Source: RefSeq, a predicted model, not a curated record